Molecule: messenger RNA, 2971 nt
Organism: Cyprinus carpio (common carp)
Lineage: Eukaryota; Metazoa; Chordata; Actinopteri; Cypriniformes; Cyprinidae
Product: SRSF protein kinase 1-like
Biological process (GO): regulation of mRNA processing; spliceosomal complex assembly; protein phosphorylation
Molecular function (GO): ATP binding; protein kinase activity
Source: RefSeq, a predicted model, not a curated record
AAAAAAAAUUGACCGUGACCGUGCAAGAGUCAAGACGCGCGUGUCCGGAGGUGUACGCGUGCGCAGUGCCACCCAAGCCGCUAACUAAGGGGCCAACAUGGAGAGAAAAGUUCUGGCACUUCAGGCAAGGAAGAAAAGGGUCAAAGCCAAGAAGUCGACCAAGAAGCCAGCACAUCCUCCACGUGGGGCAUCACAACAGCAGCAACCUCCUACAGAGACCCAGAUACAGGAGCCUGAUGAGGAAAUCCUGGGCUCUGACGAUGAAGAGCAAGAAGAUCCUAAUGACUACUGCAAAGGAGGAUAUCACCAUGUGAAAAUAGGGGACCUAUUAAAUGGCAAAUACCACGUGAUCCGGAAGCUGGGAUGGGGGCAUUUCUCUACUGUGUGGCUGGCCUGGGACAUCCAAGGGAAGCGGUUUGUUGCCAUGAAGGUUGUAAAGAGUGCAGAGCAUUACACUGAAACAGCUCUGGAUGAAAUAAAGCUACUCAGAUCUGUCAGAAAUACAGACCCUGAUGAUCCAAACAGAGAGAUGGUUGUGCAGCUACUGGAUGACUUCAAGGUCUCAGGGGUCAAUGGGACUCAUGUCUGCAUGGUGUUUGAGGUUCUAGGGCACCACUUGCUUAAAUGGAUUAUCAAGUCCAACUAUCAAGGCUUACCUCUGCCCUGUGUCAAGAGCAUCAUUCGACAGGUUAUUCAAGGUCUGGAUUACCUGCACACCAAGUGUCAAAUCAUCCACACAGACAUUAAGCCAGAGAACAUUCUCAUGAGCGUGGAUGAGCUGUAUAUCAGGCGGUUGGCUGCAGAAGCCACUGAGUGGCAGAAAGCAGGCGCUCCCCCUCCUUCUGGGUCAGCAGUGAGCACUGCCCCAGCACCUAAACAGGCUCCAAAAAUGUCAAAAAACAAGAAAAAGAAGCUAAAGAAGAAGCAGAAGCGUCAAGCGGAGCUCUUAGAGAAGUGCAUUAUGGACUUGGAGGAGAUGGAGAUUGGGCCUGAAGGCAGAGAGGAAGAGGAGGAUGACCCAGAAUCCCCCAAAUCCCCCUCCUGUGUCCCACUAAGACAGGCAUCACUGCAGGACAUUGCUAAUGAGGACACAAUAAUGGAGACUAGAGAGAGAUUAACCUCAGAUGCUUCACUUGAGCUCAACUGUAAUGGCUGUAUGCACUCCAGUCAAACACAGCCUGAGGAGGACGAUCAAGGAGACCAGCGACAUGGCCAACUGCUACAAGAGGACCACCAUAAUGCAAACACAGGCCCAGAGGACACAGCUCAAAGCAUGUACAAGUACUGUAAUGGGGCAGAGUCCCCUGAACUGGACCAGGCCGGCUACAGUAAUGGCACCUCAGGCCGAGAGCAGCCGGAGGAGGGAGUGCUGCCACCUGGAGAGCAAGAUCAGCAGAAGACUAGAACCAGAGCCAGGGAACAGAACAAGGAUAAGCUAAAGAAUGAUAAGUUGUCGUCUGGAAGCCUAUUGAUCAAUCCACUGGACCCACUUAAUGCAGACAAGAUCAAGGUCAAGAUUGCUGACCUUGGCAACGCCUGCUGGGUGCACAAGCACUUUACUGAAGACAUUCAGACCCGACAGUACCGCUCUCUGGAAGUGCUGCUGGGAUCAGGGUACAGCACACCCGCUGACAUAUGGAGCACAGCCUGCAUGGCAUUUGAAUUGGCCACUGGUGAUUAUUUGUUUGAGCCCCACUCUGGUGAAGAUUACUCCAGAGAUGAAGACCACAUUGCUUUGGUCAUUGAACUGCUGGGAGCCGUCCCACGCAAACUCAUAUUGACCGGAAAAUAUUCCAAGGAGUUUUUCUCCAAGAAAGGUGACCUGAAGCACAUCACUAAACUGAAGCCGUGGGGUUUACUGGAAGUACUGAUGGAUAAAUACGAGUGGCCUCGGGAGGAGGCCGAGAUCUUCACUGAUUUCCUGCUUCCAAUGCUGGAACUCCUGCCAGAGAAAAGAGCCACUGCUGCUGACUGUCUGCGACACCCUUGGCUUGCCGUUUAGUGUCCUCUUGCUGUCACUGCACAUACUUCAGGCCCUGAACUCAAGAGACUGCAACAGAUCACUUUCCAGUUUAUAGAGCAUAUCGGCAUAGUUAUUUUUCUUCUGUUAACUUGAGUGAUUUCAUUUGCUUGGCUCAUCAGAGGAAUAGUAAACCUGCCUGGUUUUGUUUUAGCUGUUUUUUUUUUUUUCUUCCCAGAGUUGAGAGGUUUUUUUGUGAGGGUUACUCCUGCCUUAAUCCCAUUGCCAUCCCUCUUAUUUUGGCAAAGGAUGAAAUCUAGAGCUAGAUUUAGAAAUCUAGACCUGUUUAGGUAUCUGGGGUAUUUUCUGAAGACAUACAAAAUUGCAAUGGCUGAUAAGUUUUUUUUUUUUUUUUUUUUUUUUUUGCAGUACUAAUAUGAGAUACAGUCCAGUCUUCCUGAGUACCGACCACUCAGGCUCCAGUGCAAUGCAAAAGAGAUAAUUUUGUUACUUGUAGUUUUCUGAGUGGGAAAGUAAUGGUGGUUUAUGAAAAGUGAAUUUUUUGGUUUACCUUUAUGAGUGUAGAGUAUAAAUUAAGAUUGUUUCUGUUCUGUGUCAAGAUUUGCCACACCUCUCUCAACUGUGUUUAUUAAUUCAGUAGGUUUUGAUCUAGUCUGCCGCAGAUUAGAUUUUAAAGAGCUGACGUCUUCUCACUCAUGGUCAGUACAUUUUGUGUACAUGAUGUUUCCACAUAAAGUGAGUAUCUGUCAAGGACCACCAUAAGAAAAAAAAAAAAAAAAAUUUAUUGUCCGAGUGUGUGUUGUAUGUAUGGUUUAUGUGUGGGCGCAUGUGCAUGCGUGUGUGUCUGUAUAUAUGUGUACCAAAGAGUUUGCCUUGAUCUGUAUAUUACAGCCAUGUACAGUUUUUAAAAGAAAUCCUAAUAUUGCAUCUAAGCUAAGAUUAUUUAGCCAGAUAGAAGUGUUUUAAUAAAGCAUUUGGAAGAUGGGUGCA